This is a messenger RNA of Brachypodium distachyon (stiff brome), 661 nucleotides long. RefSeq names its product protein transport protein Sec61 subunit beta. The record is from RefSeq and is a predicted model, not a curated record. Gene Ontology annotation, cellular component: Sec61 translocon complex; endoplasmic reticulum membrane. The coding region runs from base 166 to 417 and encodes 83 amino acids. NCBI's taxonomy places the organism in Eukaryota, Viridiplantae, Streptophyta, Magnoliopsida, Poales, Poaceae. Gene Ontology annotation, biological process: intracellular protein transport. The transcript is spliced from 2 exons.
CCACGUCACGGACGGAGAGCGGAGUUUGGAUCCGCCAAACCCGGAUCGAAAGCGGCCAGCCGCGUCCAUACAUAAACCGGGGCACGCGCGGCACGGGAAGCGCAUUCAGCACUCCUGGACGACGAGCGAGAAGAAGCCGAGAAUUCAUCAGAGAGGUAAAACAAGAUGGUGGCCAAUGGUGACGCACCAGCAAGAGGGAGCGCAGCAGCUGCUGCAAGCCUGCGCAGGCGUAGAACCACCAGUGGUGCUGCUGCUGGAGGUGGAGGUGGUGGCGCCAGUACAAUGCUUCAGUUCUAUACCGAUGAGGCUGCUGGGCGCAAGAUGUCGCCCAACGCCGUUCUGAUCAUGAGCAUAGGGUUUAUUGCGGUCGUUGCUGUUCUGCAUGUUUUCGGCAAGCUGUACCGCACCCCCAACUAGGUUAUGAGUACCAUAUGGAUGCAGAAUCUCUGAACAGAGCACAGGAACCUAUAGACUGAUCUAAACGCAUAGCAAAUGACUAUGAGAUCGUAAAGAUUUUGGCAUGUUGUAGAGUUUUUAUAUACCUUAUAAUUCGGAGAUGCUAUGUUCGAAUCCUUGCAAGUAUAGCUUGGUAACUGCUUCCUUAUAACAGUUAAUAUCCUUACAUGUUAAUAGUUGCCAUUCUGUUAUUUGUUAUCCUUCA